AUGCAGUCGAACUCUCAAGCUCAGCCUCUAGCCUUGGCUGGCAAGGUCGCCAUCGUGACAGGAGGGUCGCGGGGUAUCGGAGCUGCCAUCGCCCUAGAGCUCGCUAGGCGCGGAGCCAAGGUAGCUAUUACGUUUGUGUCUCCCAGCAGUGAGUCAUUGGCAGACCAGAUUAUCGAAACCAUAAACAACCUGGGCCACGGUGCUUCUGCCGUUAAAGUUCAGGCGGAUAUGCGCAGCCUUGAAUCGCCAAAAAAAAUUAUCAAGGAAGCGACCAAUGCGUUUGGAGAAUCAAUCGAUAUUCUCGUUAAUAAUGCCGGCAUGGAGUUUGGGAAACCACUCGGGGAAAUUGGUGUUGAGGAAUACACACAGGUUCUGGACGUCAAUCUUCGCAGUGUCGUUUUCAUGACGCAGGCUGUGCUCCCCAAUCUCCGCAGCCCAGGCCGGAUAAUAAAUAUUGGAUCUGUUCUAGGACGUAUUGGUUACCCAGGAGUGAGUAUUUACUCGGCGACAAAGGUAGCAUUGGAAGCUCUAUCCCGUGGCUGGGCGUCGGAGCUAGGUGCUUCUAGCCACACAGUGAACGUGGUUGCUCCCGCACUUACCGAGACAGAUAUGAUGGCUCGGUCUGCCGGAUCGGAGCAAGUUCUGGAAAUGCAAAAGAAAAUGACUCCUAUGGAGCACAGACUUGGGAAAGCGGAGGAUAUUGCCCUCGCUGUGGCAAUGUUAGCGGAGCCAUCGAGCAGAUGGAUCACUGGACAAACCAUCCAGGCUGGUGGAGGCAUCUACAUGUCGUGA
Penicillium riverlandense is the source of this 792-nucleotide messenger RNA. Its product is annotated as SDR family NAD(P)-dependent oxidoreductase. Bases 1 to 792 code for a protein of 263 amino acids. The record is from RefSeq and is a predicted model, not a curated record. NCBI's taxonomy places the organism in Eukaryota, Fungi, Ascomycota, Eurotiomycetes, Eurotiales, Aspergillaceae. The transcript is spliced from 2 exons. Gene Ontology annotation, molecular function: oxidoreductase activity.